AAAAAUAAAAAUGAUUGAAGUGGAGUGCCACCAAACUAUAGUGUAACACAAUCUUUGCCGCUCGAAAUCAGUAAAAAUGACGGGGAAUUAUCAGCAACAGCAAAAGUUAGUUCAAACUUCUCCACAGGCUGAUGAUGAAUUUGAGUUAGUUAUGGAGCUUUCUGAAAAAGAUGUGCUCUUUGAGAAAAAGAAGAAACUGCUAGAAACCAAAGGGUUUGACCCAAAUGGAAAAGUUUUAAUCAAGAGCACUUGUAGUGCAGAGUUGGUGAAUUCCAUAUUGGAAGAGAUGCUUCAGAGAGCAAGAAUAAUAAAUUCUGAUGAGGUUGAUCUUUACUUUGGAUGGAUUGAUGAGCUUCAUCCAGUCGGGUUUUGCAGCCCGAGGAAUGAAUUAGAGUCUCUUCAUUCAAUCUUAUCACUUGUCGAUAAGUCAACAUCAGGUGGUCAAACAAUACUACCAAAAGUCUUCCAAGAUCUUAGGAAUGCAACUCUACGGUUGAUCCACGUAUUCGGGAAUAAUACUAGAGAGGACAUGAAUAUUCUUACCGGCUGGAACUUAGACAAGGAGAAAUGUUUACUACAGUGGGGUGAAAAAAAUGGUGUUAUGACUAGACUAGAUAUAGUUUAUAUUGAAGGAGCUGGAAGGGGAGCCAUAGCUCGAGAAGAUCUUGAUGUUGGAGAUAUUGCUUUGGAAAUUUCUGUGUCUAGCAUUAUUUCAGAGGACCUUGUUCAUAAAACAAGUAUGUUUCCAAUAUUAGAGAAAGUUGAGGGUAUGUCUUCUGAGACAAUGUUAUUAUUGUGGAGUAUGAAGGAGAAGCAUGAUAUCAACUCGAAGUUUAAGAUUUACUUCGAUGCUUUGCCAAAAGCAUUUAAUACAGGGUUAAGCUUUGGGAUUGAGGCAGUCAUGGCCUUAGAUGAAACACUGUUGCUAGAAGAGAUUGUUCAAGCAAAGGAGCACUUGCGAUCUCAAUAUGAUGCUUUGGUUUCGUUGUUAUGCAAAGAUUAUCCCGACAUAUUUCCUCCAGAGCUGUACACGUGGGACGAAUUCUUAUGGGCUUGUGAACUAUGGUACUCAAAUAGCAUGAAAGUGAUGUUUAGUGAUGGGAAGCUACGGACAUGCCUAAUUCCCAUUGCAGGCUUCCUCAAUCAUUCGAUAUCUCCACACAUAAUGAAUUACGGGCGGGUAGAUAGUACUACAGAGUCUUUAAAGUUUCCACUUUCAAGAACUUGCCAGAAAGGAGAACAGUGCUAUCUUAGCUAUGGGAAUUUGUCUAGUUCUCAUUUAAUUAGUUUCUAUGGUUUUUUACCUAAAGGAGACAACGCCUAUGAUGUCAUUCUGCUUGAUAUUGAUCUUUCCCAGGUUGAUAGCACAGAAGACAUGUCGUCAAUCUCUAAUUGGUCAACUCAUAUGGUGCGUGGUACAUGGCUCUCAGAUAACCGUGGAAUCUUCCAUUAUGGGUUACCACCUCCUUUGUUAGAACACCUCCGUCAAGCUCGUGGUUUGAUGUUGAAGUCAAAUAUUAUUGCACAAGAAAACUUGGAAGUUGAAUUAGAAAUUCUUGAAGACCUUCAAUCGACAUUUGAUGCCAUGAUGCAAAACUUGGGCGAGACAGAACCAUUAGUCAGUGAAAAGUUUGAUUGGGAUGUUAAGUUAGCAUUGGAUUUCAAGAACUUGCAAAGACGGAUCAUUUCAUCAAUUGUAAAUUCUUGUGAUACUGGUCGACAGUUGGUCCAAAGGGAGUUGCAGAAGUGCACCAACAGUGGUUAGUUCAUGAUUUGGCAUUUAUGGGCGUACGCUGUUGACAUAGAGCUCUCAACUGCGGUUGCCACCUACCCAGAAUACAUCUCAUGGUUGAAGACAUCUCUCUGUUUAAACAGGCGUUUUCAUAGAAUCAUCCUCCAAUCAUAUACUGAUGCAAGCGGCAUUCGACAGCAAUAUCAGUUUUGAAAUUGGAAAAGAAGGUAGUUGUAUCAUUUUAUUUUCAUUAAUGUUGGAGACGUAAAAUGCUUCUACGCAAUCCUAGCCUGCAAGUUUAUGAUGUUUUUGUGCUACCUUCAUAUCGUUUUAACAUUAGAAGUAUGGAGCUUGUUUUUUGUUGCUUGUUAACCAUAUUGCCUGCUGCAUACAACAUGGUAUGUAAGUCAGUUUGAGUUAAAAUUUUUAUAAACAAUAAUAAAGAAGUGGCAAAAUUAGUACACGGA
Messenger RNA from Erigeron canadensis, 2199 nucleotides. RefSeq lists its product as uncharacterized. Gene Ontology annotation, cellular component: nucleus. The transcript is spliced from 13 exons. Bases 77 to 1765 code for a protein of 562 amino acids. Gene Ontology annotation, molecular function: protein-lysine N-methyltransferase activity. Gene Ontology annotation, biological process: peptidyl-lysine monomethylation. The record is from RefSeq and is a predicted model, not a curated record. NCBI's taxonomy places the organism in Eukaryota, Viridiplantae, Streptophyta, Magnoliopsida, Asterales, Asteraceae.